CUGUCCUCGCUCUCGCCACCGGCGCCAUGGCCACCAAGUCCUUCACGGACGACGUCAAGACCUCGUCGACCUCGGUCGGCUCCUUCGUCUCGUCGGCCACCCCGUCUGUCACCUACACCACCGAGAUCGUCACCGCCAUCACCACCUACUGCCCGGCGCCCACCACUGUCACCUACGGCGGCAGCACCUACACCGUGACUGAGGCCACCACCCUGACCAUCUCGGACUGCCCCUGCACCAUCAAGAAGCCCGUGACCGUCACCUCGUCGGUCAUCUGCCACUCCUGCCCCUCGUCCACCUCUACCUACGCCCCGUCCUUCCAGACGAGCGCCACCAGCUCGACCAAGUCGGUCGGCACCGUCACCCGCUCUGCGCCCACCUUCUCUGCAACCACCUCGUCGCCCCCCAUCGCCACCGCCGGCGCCGGCAAGGCCGCUGCCCUCUCGGGCGGCGCCCUCGCUGGUGUCCUUGGCUUUGCUGCGCUUGUCCUUUAAGUUGAUACACCCGCGCGGGCUUCAGGGUGGUUGUGGUGUUGAUUAUGGUUUCGGUGAUGGGUUGUUGAGAGCGUGAGGAAGUUGGUGGGAAGUGGAGAGGGGAGGGAGGGAGUGGAAAUGGAUAGUCGCUGACGGAGGGGAUGUAAGGGGAUGUUGGGACCUCGCUCCGGUUGCGGACGGGGUUCCUGGAUUGGGAUGUUUUGUUGUGCACUUCUCCUGAAUUGUGUUCACUUGGACAAAUGCCGACACUUUUCAGUCCUCUGCUUGUCGGGACUUGCUCUCGAUGUACUGUACCUUGACAGUGGUUUCCUUUGUGAAGAGGCUUAUUAUUUGAUUGGUUACGUAAUACUUCGCGAACCCGUGGGUGAUCAUAUUGUCUUUGUCUUGAUCUCAUCAAGCGCACCGUCGAGGAGUGCGACAUUGAGAAUAUCAAGGAGGCCACCUUGAUUUAUGUCAACGCCAUGAGUGGGAUGAUGGAGCGGCCGUCGGGGA
Molecule: messenger RNA, 986 nt
Organism: Parathielavia appendiculata
Lineage: Eukaryota; Fungi; Ascomycota; Sordariomycetes; Sordariales; Chaetomiaceae
Exons: 3
Coding region: 27-494 (155 amino acids)
Biological process (GO): fungal-type cell wall organization
Cellular component (GO): fungal-type cell wall
Molecular function (GO): structural constituent of cell wall
Source: RefSeq, a predicted model, not a curated record